Molecule: messenger RNA, 399 nt
Organism: Dentiscutata erythropus
Lineage: Eukaryota; Fungi; Glomeromycota; Glomeromycetes; Diversisporales; Gigasporaceae
Source: the annotation of a GenBank genome assembly
AUGGUUAAUAAUGAAGAAUUAACCUCAGAACAACAAAUAAAAGGCAAAGAAUUUCUACUUACUAAAGCAACAUUAUUCGCUCAAAGUAUAGAAAAUUUAGGCCGUACAAAUACUAUCACACAUAGCAUUAAUACAGUAUUACCUGGAAUAAGAAAUGAUGCAGUUAAAAGAGUAAAAAAAGUACAAGAAAGUACUAAAAUAAGGCAUGAUCAGGAAUUACCACCUAUUGAAGAAUUUAAGAGAGGAGACCAAGUAUUAGUAUACAAGGCUUCUCAACAAUAUUCAAAAAGUCAUAAGCUUUAUCCAAAAUGGAAGGGUCCUUUUGUAGUUCACAAAGUAUUAGAAAAAGGAGUUUACAAACUACGAUCUGUUAAUGGAAAAAUUAUCAAAACCCUAUAA